Messenger RNA from Monopterus albus (swamp eel), 1392 nucleotides. RefSeq names its product alpha-1-antitrypsin homolog. The coding region runs from base 113 to 1360 and encodes 415 amino acids. The transcript is spliced from 6 exons. The record is from RefSeq and is a predicted model, not a curated record. NCBI's taxonomy places the organism in Eukaryota, Metazoa, Chordata, Actinopteri, Synbranchiformes, Synbranchidae. Gene Ontology annotation, molecular function: serine-type endopeptidase inhibitor activity.
AGACAAAGUUCAGUUGUUCUGAUCAGUCUUAUAAAUGGGAGGUCUGCCCAUGUCCAGCCUGUGCUUUGCUGUCUGUGGUUGAGGAGACGUGAGCUCCAGCAAGACGUUUGCCAUGAUGCGUACAGCCCUGGGUAUCUGGAUCCUAACAGCAGUGGUCUGCAUAGGGAGAGGUCAUCACCAUAUUGGUCAUGUAGUCAAAGAUCACUCACACCAAGACACUGCACUCGAAAGCAGCACCAACACGGCCUCAUUGGUGAGGUCAGCAAACAAAGAAUUUGCCUUCCGUCUGUAUAGGAAAUUGGCUCCUAUUGCUGACUCCGAAGGCAAGAACACCUUCUGCUCUCCAUCUAGUGUUUCCAUUGCCUUGGCUGCGUUGUCCGUAGGAGCCCGUGAGGAGACCCACCGCCAGCUUUUCAGUGGUCUGGGUUUCAACGGCUCCUUACUGACACAAGCUGAUGUAAAUCAGGCCUUCCAUGCACUUCUUCUAAAGGAAAAUAGGUUGUCUGGAGACAUCAGUGAGGGGGCCGCUGUGUUUGUGGCCAAUCACUUCAAGCCAGAGCCUGCAUUCCUGGACACCUUGAAGCAGUCUUAUUUAGCAGAAGGGUUCAAUGUUGACUUCACCAACCCCACAGACAGCGCCGAUACCAUCAACAACUACGUGUCAGAGAAAACCCACGGGAAGAUAGACAAGCUGGUUGAAAACCUAAAUCCGGCAACAAUUAUGUAUCUCAUUAGCUACAUCUACUACAAAGGAAAAUGGGAAUCUCCAUUUGAUCCUCAGCGGACUAGAGAAGACACAUUCAUAGUGGAUGAGAACACAAAGGUUCCAGUCCAGAUGAUGAACAGGGAGGGCCAAUUUGAUGUCUACAAUGACCGUGACAUUAACACAACAGUCCUCCAUCUUCCCUUCAACAGCUCCUUCUCCAUGCUACUGAUGCUGCCUAAAGAUAUGGCAACGCUGGAGAAUAACCUUGGCUCCACUUAUAUCACCAAAUGGCUCAAGUGGAAGAGAUCCUCGAAAUAUGAUGUGUUUAUUCCGAAGAUUUCAAUCAAGACUUCCUACAUUCUGAAUGAUGUAUUGGCUGAAAUGGGAAUGAUAGACAUGUUUGGCCAGAAUGCAGAUUUGAGUGGCAUUUCACCAGGCCGCAACCUGGCAGUCUCAGAGGUUGUGCACCAAGCUACCCUGGAUCUUGAUGAGGCCGGAGCCACUGCCACAGCUGUCACAGGCAUUGGCAUCGUGCCUUUGUCCAUCCAGUUCACCCCUGUCUUGAAGUUCAAUCAGCCAUUUAUGGCUGCUAUCAUUGAUCGUGAUACAGAAGACAUACUCUUCAUUGGCAAGAUUGUCAACCCAAACAAAUGAUGGAGGAAAAGCUUUGUGUUGACUCAAACACA